AAUCAACCCCUGUACCGCCCAUGUAGUCUCCCAUGGAGAGAGAUGGGUUGAAUUGGGAAAGCUGUAGGAACGCUAUAAGAAAGUUUGGGGGAGGAGGUAGACUCUAGAGGUAACCUCUCUCUCCCUCCAUCAUACACUUCAUCCCCUCCCCCUUCAUACCUUAUUUUCUCACUCCCACCAUCGCUAACGCUCACUCUCAUAUUCAGUCGCGGCGGAGCUCAGGUCCGGAUAACUGUGCCGGCGAAUGAUGCUGGGAAUGAUGCCUGCGGUUGGAGCCGUGGGAGUCGGGCUGCUCUGCGCACUGCUUGUCGCCCUCAUGCCGGGUGCCAUGUCGGAAAUGGCGACUCUGGUGCAGGACCCGGUCCGACCCGAAUCGUCCCUUCUGAAGCCAAAAAUCAUGAUCGCCAUUCUGGCUCGCAACGCGGCGCACAGCCUGCCGCACUACCUGGGCUGCAUCGACAGGCUAGACUACCCGAAGGAGCGGAUAGCUAUAUGGGCAGCGACAGACCACAGUGUGGACAACAGCACAGCCAUGCUGAGGGAGUGGCUGAAGCAGGCCCAGGACCAGUACCACUAUGUGGAGUGGAGACCCAUGGAGGAGCCCAAGUCCUAUACAGAUGAGUGGGGGCCCAAGCACUGGCCUCCGUCCCGCUUCAACCAUGUGAUGAAGCUGAGGCAGGCUGCUCUGAAGGCAGCACGGGAACGCUGGGCAGAUUAUAUACUGUUUGCAGACAGUGAUAACCUGCUGACCAACCCCAGGAUCCUGAACCUGCUCAUGGCUGAGAACCUGACUCUGGUUGCUCCCAUGCUAGAGUCCCGCUCUCUCUACUCCAACUUCUGGUGUGGCAUCACUCCCCAGGGUUACUAUAAGCGUACUCCAGACUACCAACCAAUCAGGGAGUGGAAGCGUCUGGGUUGCUUCGCCGUACCCAUGAUGCACUCUACCUUCCUGUUGGACCUGAGGCGUGACGCCAGUCGGGAGCUGGCCUUCUAUCCCCCUCACCCUGACUACAGCUGGGCCUUCGAUGACAUCAUGGUGUUCUCCUUCUCCGCCCGACAGGCAGAUGUGCAGAUGUACGUGUGUAACAGAGAACACUAUGGCUUCCUGCCGGUUCCACUGAAGGCCUCGCAGAAUGUUGACGAGGAGAAGGAGAGCUUCACACACACCAUCGCUGAGGCCAUGAUUGACCACAACAUAGCGCCCUCAGAGUACCUGUACAAUCCCCAUAUGCCGCAGGACAAGAUGGGCUUUGAUGAGAUCUUCCUGAUCAAUCUUAAACGUCGUCUGGACAGGAGACAGAGGAUGUUGAGCACCAUGGCCUCUCUGGGUCUGCAGGCCACCCUCACUGACGCAGUGGAUGGCAAGGCUCUGAACACUUCUCAGCUGCAGACGUUGGGUAUAGAGAUGAUUCCAGGUUAUAAGGACCCAUACUCUGGCCGUGUUCUAACCAGAGGAGAGAUAGGCUGCUUCCUCAGCCACCACUCCACCUGGGUACAGAUGGCGGAGCGUGGUCUUUCCAAGGUGCUGGUGCUGGAGGAUGAUGUGAGGUUUGAGCCCAGAUUUAAGAGGCGAAUGAUGACCAUCAUGGAGGAAGUAGAGAAGGCCCAGCUGGACUGGGAUCUCAUCUAUGUGGGGCGUAAGCGUAUGCAGGUGCGUCAGCCGGAGCGUUCAGUGGAAGGGGUUAAUAACUUGGUGGAGGCGGACUACUCUUAUUGGACGCUGGGCUAUGCUCUGUCAGCGCAGGGCGCCAAGAAACUGCUGGCUGCUCAAGCCUUCAGCAAGAUGUUACCUGUUGAUGAGUUCCUCCCCGUCAUGUUCAACAAACACCCCAAGAAUGUGGGACCGGAAUGUUUUUUCCUGCUGCUGGUGAGAGGGACAGGAUUCCCAUUGAGCCAGAGCUGAGUAUGGGGGUGGGGUGUAGAUUUGUGUGUGUGUGUUACUAUAUAAAUACGCAGGAGUGAGUGUGUAUGUGCGAGUGUGUGUAUGUAUAUCCGUGCGUGUGCAUGCUUCUGUGUAUUCGUUUGUAUGCGUGCGUGCAUGUCUGUGUGAGUAGAAAUCACUAUGUAAAUAUAGACCAGAGCGUGUCAGAGAGAGAGAGAGAGUUAGGGAUGCCCUGGGGUCUCUCCUCUGCUCUGCCAACUCUGAGGAUCAAACACUCAGACUAAGUCCAGCCUCUCAGGGUUCAACUCCCUGGCCAGUAAUAAAGGCAUCAGUUUACUCUCUCUGUGCUGGCACUGUCUAAACGGCUGCAGGGGGGCUGACCUCUACCAGCUGACCUCUGGCUGACAGGGCCUGACUGAUUGAAGGUGACGUGUCGCUCCUCUCUCCCCUCUGCACCUCUUUACCACUCUCUGGCUCCCUUUGAUGACAUGUUAAAGUGUCAUGAUCAGCGCUCCUUUCUGACAGAUGCUGGAAGUCUCUGCCCUCCCACUGGCUCACUUUGAUGACAUGUACACAGUGCUCUCUGAUUAUGUGUUUCUGACCUCUCUGUGAUCCAAUCUCUCUCACUACAGAGUCCAUGCUUAACUUUGACCAAGUGGUGCUGAUUCAGCAGUGCUGAAUUACCAUAUAUGACCCUCUCCUUUCUGUCCACCCCUAUCAUUUUGCAUGGCGCACUAAACAGUUUACUAUGUCCUCCUCUCUCUCCCUUAGUGUGUGAUUCUCUUUGAUGACGUGUCAUGUAACCCUCUUCCCUCUCUCUC
Molecule: messenger RNA, 2703 nt
Organism: Coregonus clupeaformis (lake whitefish)
Lineage: Eukaryota; Metazoa; Chordata; Actinopteri; Salmoniformes; Salmonidae
Product: procollagen galactosyltransferase 2
Exons: 12
Coding region: 245-1903 (552 amino acids)
Molecular function (GO): procollagen galactosyltransferase activity
Source: RefSeq, a predicted model, not a curated record